This is a messenger RNA of Rhizopus microsporus ATCC 52813, 234 nucleotides long. RefSeq names its product anti-biotic-peptide 2. The record is from RefSeq and is a predicted model, not a curated record. The transcript is spliced from 2 exons. NCBI's taxonomy places the organism in Eukaryota, Fungi, Mucoromycota, Mucoromycetes, Mucorales, Rhizopodaceae. The coding region runs from base 1 to 234 and encodes 77 amino acids.
AUGGUUUCUUUCUCUCAAAUGAAGCUGAUCUACGUUCUUUGCCUAUUUACUUUGCUCUUAAUUGCUACUCAACAAGUGAAUGCUGCAUGUGGUGCUGAAGGCUCAUGUCACGGUUUCGGAGGUGGAGAGUUGUGUAAUGACAGAUGCAAACGAUGUUCUGGCCCUACUGGAAAAUACAAACGGGGCGCCUGCUGUGGUACUUUGAAACAAGCUUGCUGCUGCUAUUACAGCUAA